AUGAGUUCAAAAAUUGAUUCUGGGGGUACAGAAACAAUGUUGCCAUCUGAUUACGCCUCCGAUGAAACUACCAGUCUACUCGUUUACGCGCCAAUUAAAAAUGACGUUGAAACCUCAAGACCUGUUUCGAUACAAAGUUCAAGGAGUCAACAACAACAACAGAGGGAUAAAAGUUUAAAAAAUGGUAGCAAACCCAUGUUGAUUCGACAAGAUUGCAUGAGUAGCAGGUUAUCAGUAUCCUCUCCUCGUCCGCUUUUAUCCUCGAUGGGUGGCAUGGUGAACGUCGGAAGCGAAGAGAGCGGAACGAGCGUGCCUAUGGAAGAAAAUGGAGUCCGUUCCGUACCGGAUAUAGAAUUGCAUUGUAGAUUAAACGACGGAGGAUCCCCGCAUUUGCUAGGAGACGGAAGCGGAGGACUUUUUUACGGAAAUGGAACACAAAGUCCGCGUUUGAGAGCUCGGGGUUCGAGUGUCACAAGUUACGGUCAUUUAAAUCCUAAUUCUCAAUAUAAAUACGAUAGAAGGAGAGAAUCUCAUUCUCGAUUAUUAUCGAUGCCUAGAUCGGUAUCUCGGGAAAGCAUAAGGUCAAUUGGAAAUCAACAUAUAUAUCAAUGCACACCAUAUUCUGUAGCACCCGCAGUGCUUUUGACUACUACUUCGUCUAAUUGCAGAGUAAUCAGGCAAAGCUCUCAACCGGAAUCAUCACUCGGAGUAAGUUCUACGUAUUGUUUGACUGCACCCAGUUCUUCCCUGCGUCAACUACGAGAACCCUGCGAAAGUGGCAUUGCUACCAUAGCUGCUGAUUCUAUGAGAAUCAAUGGUGCUAUAAGACAGUUCAAACAUGUAAGUACAUAG
This is a messenger RNA of Pediculus humanus corporis (human body louse), 852 nucleotides long. RefSeq lists its product as uncharacterized. The record is from RefSeq and is a predicted model, not a curated record. The transcript has 2 exons. NCBI's taxonomy places the organism in Eukaryota, Metazoa, Arthropoda, Insecta, Psocodea, Pediculidae. The coding region runs from base 1 to 852 and encodes 283 amino acids.